This is a messenger RNA of Alligator mississippiensis (American alligator), 3707 nucleotides long. RefSeq names its product LIM domain binding 1 (gene LDB1). The record is from RefSeq and is a predicted model, not a curated record. The transcript has 12 exons. The coding region runs from base 375 to 1691 and encodes 438 amino acids. Gene Ontology annotation, biological process: positive regulation of transcription by RNA polymerase II; negative regulation of transcription by RNA polymerase II; nervous system development. Gene Ontology annotation, cellular component: nucleus; transcription regulator complex. Lineage: Eukaryota; Metazoa; Chordata; Crocodylia; Alligatoridae. Gene Ontology annotation, molecular function: LIM domain binding.
CGCGGGGCGGAGGCCGUGCGGGCGACGGUGCCCGCCCAGCCGUGCGCACCGGCGCGGAGCCCCCAGCCCGGCGAGGCCCUGCGGGCAGUGGCGACGGCGGCAGCAGCCAUUGUUCAGGGGGAAGCUCGCAAACAAAGGGCUCGGUGCGCUCGCGGAGCCGGCCUGCGGCCUGCCGGGAGCCCCGGCCCCGGGGAACUUCGCCACCGCCUCCCCCGGCCCCUGCCAGCUCCAUGGCCUGGCAGCCGGGCACCGCCGACGCCUGCUAAGUUUGCAGCCGCUGCCUUCUCCCCGGCUGUUCCUCCAAGUCGUUCAAGCUGUACUCGCCAAAGGAGCCCCCCAACGGCAACGCCUUCCCCCCCUUCCACCCAGGCACCAUGCUGGAUCGAGAUGUGGGUCCCACACCCAUGUACCCGCCGACGUACCUGGAGCCUGGCAUCGGCAGCUGCCGAUGCCUCCUCAGCUCCUGCCCCCUGUGCUGGCUGGGGGGGCAGCACCAUACAUCCGCCUGGGCACCUCGGGGUCUGGGCACGCCCCUGGUGCUGGUGUCCAAUUUGCAGGGGGGCAGGCAGGGCCGUCCUGCCCCCACACAGCCCCUUCGGUCCCAGGGACAGAGCCCUGAGCCCCACGGGAGGCACACGCCGUACGGGAACCAGACCGACUACCGGAUAUUUGAGCUCAACAAGCGGCUGCAGAACUGGACAGAGGAGUGCGACAACCUGUGGUGGGACGCUUUCACCACCGAGUUUUUCGAGGACGAUGCCAUGCUCACAAUCACCUUCUGCCUGGAGGAUGGACCAAAGAGAUACACAAUCGGCCGGACGCUGAUCCCCCGCUACUUCCGCAGCAUCUUCGAGGGGGGCGCCACGGAGCUGUACUAUGUGCUGAAACACCCCAAGGAAUCCUUCCACAACAACUUCGUGUCCCUCGACUGUGACCAGUGCACCAUGGUGACCCAGCACGGCAAGCCCAUGUUCACCCAGGUGUGCGUGGAGGGGCGGCUCUACCUGGAGUUCAUGUUCGACGACAUGAUGAGGAUAAAGACGUGGCACUUCAGCAUCCGGCAGCACCGGGAACUCAUCCCCCGCAGCAUCCUCGCCAUGCACGCGCAGGACCCCCAGAUGCUGGACCAGCUGUCCAAGAACAUCACGCGCUGCGGGCUCUCCAACUCCACCCUCAACUACCUCCGACUCUGCGUGAUCCUCGAGCCCAUGCAGGAGCUGAUGUCGCGGCACAAGACCUACAGCCUCAGCCCACGCGACUGCCUCAAGACCUGUCUCUUCCAGAAGUGGCAGCGGAUGGUGGCACCGCCUGCCGAGCCGGCGCGGCAGCAGCCCAGCAAGCGCCGGAAACGGAAGAUGUCGGGGGGCAGCACCAUGAGCUCAGGCGGGGGCAACACCAACAACAGCAACAGCAAGAAGAAGAGCCCGGCCAGCACCUUCGCCCUCUCCAGUCAGGUACCUGAUGUGAUGGUGGUGGGCGAGCCGACGCUGAUGGGCGGGGAGUUCGGGGACGAGGACGAGCGGCUCAUCACGCGGCUGGAGAACACGCAGUUCGACGCGGCCAACGGCAUCGACGACGAGGACAGCUUCAACAACUCGCCCGCCCUGGGCGCCAACAGCCCCUGGAACAGCAAGCCGCCCUCCAGCCAGGAGAGCAAGGCGGAGAACCCCACCUCGCAGGCGUCCCAGUAACGGCCCGGCCCGGCCCGGCGCCCGCGGACUGAGUCCCAACCGAUCUACCUGUACGUUUGCAAAGGAGAGUGACUGCGGCGGGACGCGGCCUGGCCCCGGGGGCGCCCGCCGGCCCGGCCCUGCCCUGCCCCCUGCCCCCAGGCUGCAGACAGCUUGCGAUGGCGCCCCGGCCCCCUCCAGACACGUCCCGCCACCCCUGCCUCUGCACGCCAGACCCCCCUUCUCCCUCGGGGCAGGGCGAGCGGGCUUGGCUUCAUUCCCCCCUUCCCCUGCUCCCCUCUUCUCUCUCUUUCUCUCUCCAUCUCAUCCGCCCGGCAGCCCCCUCGACUGGAAACCCGCCGCCGGCUGCGCGCCAGGACUGAUCACUGGCGCCCGCCCCGGGGACCCGGCAGCAGAGCCGCGGGCGCUGGGUGUGGGGGCGCAGGGCCAGCCACAGGGAGCCGGGGCUGGGCCCCUGAUCCAGGGGGGUCGCUCAAGGCAGCACCUCCUGCGGGCAUUGGGCCGGGGGGGCCUGGCCUGGGGUCCAAGAGCGCUGGGGGGCAGAGCUUUGUACAGAGGAGCUGGGCGGCAGGGCCAGGAGGGACCAGGGCCGGGCACCAGCGCCCCAGCUGCCCCCCGCUCCCCUCUCGCCGCGGCCCCGGGCUCCCGGUUUGCUUUUUUUUUUUUUUUUUUUUUUUUAAUAAUAUUAUUAAACUGGUAAGUUAAAAAGCAAAAAAGAAAAAAAAAAGCCCCCCCACACCUGCCACCCCCUCCCCACUUUUUGUACCGUCUCCUCGGCCUCUCGGGCGUCUCCUUUUCUAUACCCGGUUCAGAGAGCUUCAGACCAAGGAGAGACUUUGCAGACUUCCCUCCGGACCCCCCGCCCCCCGUGGGGCUGGGGUGGCCCCCUCUUCCCCGGGCCCCCGCGGAUGUGUGUGCUGUUGUCCCCGUCCCCGUCCCCGUGCCGCCCCUCGGGUUUGUGUACCUCGUGCUUGUACAUUUGCGCGCUGUAGCCAGUGUGUGCGACUGUUCUUUCCUGUGUUCUCACUAGAGCAGCUGCCUCCGUCGGUGUUAGGGAAACACGAAUACCAAUGGCCACCAUUUCCUCUCCUCCUUUUUUUCAAGGCGAUUUGUUCCUUCCCCGGAGGCUGGGGCAGGGCCGGGCUGGGGGGUGACGUGGCACCGGGCACGGCCUGUGUAAAUGAAGGGGGCUCAUCCGCCCACUGGGGCGGGGGGACCUGAUGGGGGCUGACCUGAGGCCGGAUCCUGGAGGGGCUCCUCCGGGCCAGGCAGCAGCCCCGGGACCCCGUGUGCCACGGCUCCUGGGAGGUGCCGCCACAUUGCACGUGCCCCAGCAGCACGUGGCAGCCGUGUCCUGGCAGCCCCCAGGCGUGGGCUUGGGGGGGUUGUGUGUGCAGGGGCAGCAGCAGCACCCCUCCCAUCUCCUGCUGUGGCCGUGGCUGGAGGGCAGGGGCCCAGCUCCGUGGCAAGGGAGCGUGGCUCUGGAGGGGCCCUGUUUUGUUGCUGGUUGCUCGGGGGCAGCCUCCAGCUCCCAGCCCCAGCCUGGCACUCGCAGGGCCCGGGAUCGUGGCCCUGGGGCUGGGGCAAGCUCUGUCCCUGCCCUGGCCGCGGGGCUGGGACCGGGGGUGCAGGAGCCGGGCCGAGGGGGUCCGUGUAGCAUGGAUGAGACCAGGACACGUGGCUCCUGCCCCGCCCCCCACUAUAUGCACAGUAGCCCCGCCCCCUGGGCGCUAUACAGAUGACAACCCUACCCCCGGGCACUAUACAGCCAGUAGCCCCGCCCCCUGGGCACUAUACCGAUGAUAGCCCCGCCCCCUGGGCACUAUACAGGCAAUAGCUCCGCCUCCUGGGUGCUAUACAGAUGGUGACACACCCCAGCCCCGCCCCCCGGGCACGAUCCAGGCGGUGACGCGUCCCCCGGCCCCCCGGGCACUAUACUGCCUUUUCCUCCCUCCCCGCAUAGUUUGUGCCAUUUAUGAGUCAUGUACGGUACCAAUAAAAGCGACUUUUUGGUUC